Molecule: messenger RNA, 2237 nt
Organism: Carassius gibelio (silver crucian carp)
Lineage: Eukaryota; Metazoa; Chordata; Actinopteri; Cypriniformes; Cyprinidae
Product: RNA/RNP complex-1-interacting phosphatase-like
Exons: 8
Coding region: 56-733 (225 amino acids)
Biological process (GO): protein dephosphorylation
Molecular function (GO): polynucleotide 5'-phosphatase activity; protein tyrosine/serine/threonine phosphatase activity
Source: RefSeq, a predicted model, not a curated record
CUGCAGGUUCCCCUCCCGGCCUGAGCGCGGCAGCAGAGCGCGCAGUUCCCAGCAGAUGAAUGACGUCAGCUGGAGCAGGGCACGCGACUCAGUGUCGGUAACGUGGAAGUGGGAGAAUCUUAGAGAGACACAGCUGUGUUUUGCAGAAGUGUAUGGGCCAAGCAGCUGCUGUGAAGACAUGCCUGCAAAAAAGAAAAAUGCCGUUCCUGACAGAUGGACAGACUAUACAGCAGUGGGUAAACGGAUCCCUGGAACCCGCUUCAUCGCCUUUAAAGUCCCCUUAAAACAGUCUUUCAGAUAUCAUUUAAAGCAGUCAGAAGUCUUUGGACCGUUUGAUCUUGUGCGUAUGUUGGAGAAGGAAGGACAAGAACUGGGUCUCAUCAUCGAUCUGACCUUCACAACUCGCUAUUACAGAGUAGAGGAUUUGCCAAACACAUUGUACCACCUGAAGAUCUUCACAGCAGGGCAUGAAGUGCCAAACGAUGCCACGAUUCUCAGCUUCAAGAAGGCCGUCAGGCAUUUUCUGCGUGAUAAUGAAAACAAUGAUAAGCUGAUUGGUGUUCAUUGCACGCAUGGUUUGAACCGCACCGGCUAUUUAUUAUGUCGAUACCUAAUCGAUGUUGAUGGGAUGAACCCCCAAAAAGCGAUUGAUUUAUUCAAUGAAUCAAGGGGACACUCAAUUGAGAGGCAGAAUUAUCUCGAAGACCUGAGGAUGGGGCACAAGAGAAGGUGAGCUCUUCUGCAUGUCAUUAGAGCUAUGUAAAGUACACUGUAUUAUAUUUAAUGCAUGACUUUUUAAGGCCUCUAAAUUGUCAGCAUGAUUAAAACUAAUCUACUACAUGCCUUGGUGCUUAGUUAUAGCUUAGCAAUAUAGAAAUGUUCAGGUCAUGAUACACACAUUUUGUUUCUUUGUAAUCUUUACCACUUUUUAAAAAGUAAACGUAAGAACUUUUAUUUUGUUUGUAAUAUCCAAGAUAAACAUUUGCUGGACUGAAACAACUUAGGUUACUUGAUUAUUCAUACACCAUUUUCGUUUCUCAGAAAAGUCAUGUCACUAUCAAUUAUGAUCAUCAGUCUUUUAAGAAAUGUUUGUUUGUUCAUCUCUUAAUCAUUGUAUUGGAUUGCAUUAUAUGUUUUGCCUCCCACAAUAAAAACUAAGCAUUUAUUAUCAUUUUACUAAGAUGACAAGUGAUAUUUUAUAUGCAUUUUAUGCAAGUAGUCAGUUAUGCUGUUAUAUUAUUUACAUUACAGGUUAUCAGAAUUUCAUGCUUUUGACCAUAUCAGAUGUGACAAAGACACGAACAGAUUUUCACACCAAAAGAUAAUUGGGCUGAUUUUGGGCAGAUUUCGCCUCUUCAGACAAUCCUAGCUAUGUCCCGGGUAUCUUGAUGGUUCUACAGAUUAUUUUAUCAGAUUUUCCCUUGGUCUGAAGCGGAGAGGGAGAAUCAGCUUGUUGAGUUGUGCCAACAGCACUAAUGUUUAUAUAAUGUGUCAUGUAAAAAAUCAUUCCUAACACUAUCAUUGCAAUUUCUUCCUGCAUAUCGUCCGCAAUGCUUAUUCUGAAGUCUCGCGAGGUUUUGCAAGAUUUCCUGUUGUUCACAGUCAAUACUCUGGUAGAAAAUCUGUUUAUGUGUGGUGUGCUGUCUUUGUCACAUCAUGGCACACCAUACACUAUAGGAGCAAAACGUUUAAAUGUAGGAUAUUUUAUCCUCAUGUUUGUGGUCCGACACAUUUUGAAAAUCUUAUGUAAAAAAUCUUUUGGUGUGUACCCAGCAUAAGAAGAACGACUUCUGAAGGAUCAUGUGAUACUGAAGUAAUGGCUGCUGAAAAAUUCAGAUUUACCAUCACAGGAACCAUUUUUUCAAUGACAUUUUAAAAGAUUUUACCAGCCCCAAACCUUUGGAUGGUUGUGAAUUAAAGUAAUUUUGGUUUUCACCUUAAUUUAACUAUAACUUACCAUUGAUUUCAUUAUCACGCAGAAAAUUCCUGACGACCUUCUUGAAGCUGAGAAUCGUGAUAUCGUUUGGCACUUCAUGCCCAGCAACUUCACCAAAUUGUAUAUAUUUGUAUAUGUUCCUGUUGCUGUUUUAGGGCAUUGCGUUAGAAGCGCAAAAGGUUGUGGGUUCAAUUCCCAGGGAACAAACACAGAAAAAAAUGUAUAACCUGAAUGCACUGUAAGUCGCUUUGGAUAAAAGCAUCUGCUAAUUGCAUAAAUAUAAAUGCAUAUAUUUGCUCAG